Molecule: messenger RNA, 3639 nt
Organism: Nothobranchius furzeri (turquoise killifish)
Lineage: Eukaryota; Metazoa; Chordata; Actinopteri; Cyprinodontiformes; Nothobranchiidae
Gene: sp3a
Product: sp3a transcription factor
Biological process (GO): regulation of transcription by RNA polymerase II
Molecular function (GO): DNA-binding transcription factor activity, RNA polymerase II-specific; RNA polymerase II cis-regulatory region sequence-specific DNA binding
Source: RefSeq, a predicted model, not a curated record
CAACAGAAGAGGCCCCACCCUUUGUCUUACCUACCGUCCGUCAAUCAAAAUAGAAAAAAUCUGUCACUUAUCAUCUAUUUUUGCGCUCAUACAAUCAAAUUAAUCAUCUUAUCAUGUCCCGUUGUUUGUGACUAUCAGGGCUGACCGUAUAAAGACAAGUCACGCAAUGACUGCCCCAGAACAGCCGCUGAAGACGAAUGAUAUGGCUGCCCUGGACGCUGACCGCAGUCAGGAAGGUUUUAUGCAGCAGGAAAAGAGCAGCGGAAACCAGGAAACUCAGCCAUCCCCCCUCGAUCUGCUAGCAACCACCUGCACUAAGGUUGGGUCACCAUCGUCAGAGGUGAACAGAGGUGCUGCCGCUGAUGUGGCACCAGACCCAUCUCUACAGCUUACUGGGACUGACAAAUGGGAGGUGUUAACCCCCACAACAGCAGCAAAGGAUGAUUCUGGAAUAAUACAGAUCCAAAGUCCAGGUAUUUUGACAUCAAAUGGACAGUAUGUUCUUCCUCUCCAAAGCUUACAGAGUCAGCCAAUCUUUGUGACGUCUGGGAUGAACAACUCAUCUGCCAAUUCAGUGCCUAAUAUUCAGUACCAAGUGAUCCCUCAGCUUCAGACCUCAGAUGGACAGCUGAGCUUCUCCACGUCUGGCAUGGAAGGAACAACUCUGACUCAAGAUGCUACUGGGCAGAUUCAAAUCUUGUCUGAUGGUGGUCAGAGUCUCAGUGUGGCAUCGUCUGCAAACAUCCUUAACAACAACCAAAACCUCAUUUCACAAACUGGUAACGUCCAGCAGAUCCAUGGGGUUUCUAUUGGCAGCUCCACCUUCAACAACCAGGGCCAGGUUGUUACCAAUGUGCCUGUGGGCCUGCCUGGGAACAUCACCUUUGUUCCUAUUAACAGUGUUGACCUGGACUCUCUUGGCCUGUCGGGUGCUCAGACUAUAGCAACAGGGGUCACCGCUGAUGGUCAGCUAAUUAUGGCGAAUCCGGCGGUGGAUAGCUCAGACGGUUUGAAUAAGACGGAUGAUCACCUCUCACAAACGCUACCAGUGAAUAACUCGAAUGCAAAUACGGAGAUAUUUGUGCCAACGUCUUCCUCUCAGCUGAAUGCUGAAGGGGGUCUGCUGACGCAAGAGGCCUCCCUAACGUCUGUCGCUGCAGAGCAACCCGACUCAAACGCUGGGCUUCAAGAAGGCUUCAUGCAACAUAAUCAGGAGCAGAACGUCCAGGUUUCUUCAGCUCAGCCCAUCAUCCAGCUGCAGCCUAUUCAGACCACCAAUGGUCAGGUGGUUGCAACAGGGGGUCAGUCUCUACAAAAUGUGCAAUUGAUCAACCCGGGAACCUUCAUCAUCCAAGCUCAGACCGUCACGCCCUCAGGGCAGAUACAGUGGCAGACCUUUCAGGUACAAGGAGUGCAAAACCUUCAGAACCUUCAGCUUCCCACCACCCCACCCCAGCAGAUAACGCUGGCCCCAGUCCAGACCCUGUCCCUAGGAAGCAUCGGUGCAGGACAGAUCCCCAACCUGCAGACGGUGACUGUCAACUCAGCUGUCCAGGAAGGGGAUACAAAUAUUCCUGGAGAUAUUCGGAUCAAGGAAGAGCCCGACUCCGGGGAAUGGCUGAACACAAACUCGACCCUCAACACCAUGGAUCUGUCCCACAUUCCUGGCAGGCUGGUAGAUGAAGAAGAUCCGCUCGGUCAGGAGGGCAAGAGGCUGCGCAGAGUGGCGUGUACUUGUCCUAACUGCAAAGAGUCAGGUGGGAGAGGAUCCGGCGUGGGGAAGAAAAAGCAGCACGUUUGCCACAUCGCAGGCUGCGGAAAAGUCUACGGAAAGACGUCACACCUGCGAGCACACCUGCGCUGGCAUUCGGGGGAACGACCUUUUGUUUGCAGCUGGAUGUUCUGUGGGAAGAGGUUCACACGCAGCGAUGAGCUGCAAAGGCACAGGAGAACACACACAGGCGAGAAGAAGUUUGUCUGCCCGGAAUGUUCCAAGCGUUUCAUGCGGAGCGACCACCUGGCGAAGCACAUUAAAACUCAUCAGAACAAAAAGGGCGUGAACUCCGGCGGCCCCGCGGUGGCCUCGAUGGAGUCGGCGGGCUCCUCCGACAGCAUCAUCACGGCAGGCGGAACCACCCUCAUCCUCACCAACAUCCAGCAGGGCUCCAACAACGCCCAGGACAUCCUGGCCAACGCGGAGAUUCCUCUCCAGCUCGUCACCACGGUCGCCGCCAGCGAAGUCAUGAAGUGAUUGGCUCUCUUUGAACUUCCUUUUUACUGUAUAUGCCUCUCUGCAUUUUUAUUCGAGUUUUGAAGGAAAAUUAUAAAUAGAUAUAUAUAUAUAUAUUUUAACACAGAAAUAGUUUGUGUUCAUGCUCAAUUUUUUGAGGUAAGAAAACAAGUGGGAGGUGAAAAAGUGAAACAGACAUUGCAGUAAACUCAAUGAAAUGCCUUAUUUUGUACAAAAAUGUGUAGUUGGAAAUGUGGGAUUCCACUUUGUUCUAAUUGUACUUAUUUGUUAAUAUUGUGUUGUUUUAGUUUUUUUUUCAUGGAAACUUAUUGCUAAAUCAAGCAGCCCCCACCCCACCCCCCGCCGUUUUGUGAUAUAUUGAUUUUUUUUUCCUAGUAAGCAAAACUUGCCCAGUUUUCUUUUCACAGCACAACUAAUUCUCUCCAGCAACAGCGAUUUUAAUAAGUCCAUGCAAAUAUUUCACGUUAUGUGAGUUUUAAUUAUUGUUGUGCAUCGUUAUCUGGAAGUCAGCCUUCCUCAUCCGGCUUUUUCAUGAACUUUUUCAUACCUUGCCACACUUGCCACAGGAUGAAGCGGUUACAGAGAAUGAGUGAAGGAACUUAGCAGGUGAAUAAUGAAAAACAAUCAGAUUUGUUUUUUUAUGGCAGUUUUUCUUUCAUAUUAAAUGUUUGUUUAUGGAACAGUUUGAACAGGCUUCACAUCAUCUUGGGAUUUUUAACAUGGCUCUAGUAAUUCAGAUGUUUGUACUCAGUUUUGUUGGAACACAACAAAAAGCCAUUUUUCUGGUGGUUAUUGCCAAAUUUGACACCCAACUCAGGUUGACUCUGCACUGCGUGCUAUAGAGUAAAUCACCCCUUUACAUUCUCAGGCCACGCUGAAAUUGUCAUUUUUUUCUUAAUGUAACUCGUUUUCCACCCAGUUGUUUAAUAGGUUCAACAGCUUUGCAGCAUUUUUAAACGUGGUGCUCUUAAACAGCACUGCUCACUUUUAUCCCGUUUAUUCUUUUUGGAUUAAAACGUGUUUUCUGAAUAUUUACUGUACUCACUGUAAGUAAAUAUACUGCCUUUCUGUCCUCUUUUAGUUUAAGUGUUUUACAUUCCCCCUUCUCCAUGCUAAAGUAUAUCUUUACCGAAUUUCUGACUCUUAAAUUGUCUAAUUAAAUGCAAAUGCACAGUGGGUUUAAUUGUGACGUGAUCAAAUCUUUUUUCUUUUUGUUGUUUUUGUGAGACUGAAAACCAUAAAAUGUGAUUUCUUUUCAUCGUCAUUAACCUCUUAGUAGAGGUUUGAGUCAGACAAGCAUGCAGAAACGUGCAACAUAUUCACUUUCCAGCCUUCUGUGUAAAUGUUUAUGUUCUAUAACAUCAAUACAGAUUUUUGUUACACUUCAA